Pseudonaja textilis is the source of this 2876-nucleotide messenger RNA. It is a transcript of the gene CIMAP3, whose product is annotated as ciliary microtubule associated protein 3. The record is from RefSeq and is a predicted model, not a curated record. Gene Ontology annotation, molecular function: cytoskeletal protein binding. Lineage: Eukaryota; Metazoa; Chordata; Lepidosauria; Squamata; Elapidae. Gene Ontology annotation, biological process: regulation of cell projection organization.
GGUGUGCUUUGUGGAUAAACAGGUCUCUGAUUGGGAAUUCCAAUUUAUCAAAUAAGCUUGUUCAGGAACAAGAAACGCUAUUUGCUCACUUUCUUUCGGUUACGGAUUUCCGAACCAGCUGAAUAGCCGUUUUCAACACUCACUGCCCAUUGUAUAAAAACAGGCUGUUUUAGGGUCUUCGUAAUAAGGAUGCAAUAAUAAAAUAAUUCCGUUCGCUCAGCCAGCCUUUUAUUUCCAAAGGCUAAAGCGAUUCUUUUUCCUCGCCCAAGAAAGAUGGAGAAUAUUCCUCCAUCUCCCUCAAAAGUUAGCUGCCAUAGGGCGAGAGAGAAGCCUAAACUUCUUCGCAGUUCCACUUCUUUGCAGUACUAACGGAGCUGAGCCCCACCGCCGAAGGCACGGGGCAAAAUUGACUCUGGCGAGAAAAUGAUAGUGGCGAGGCUAUACUCCACCGCCCUACUACGUUGCUACUGUCAGGCAAAAGUAGCGUUAGCCGUAACCGCGCUACAAAAAUCCGGACGACUAUAAAGCUGGCAAUAAAGAACCACGACGAUGGCGUUGCUGCCGUCUGGAAGUCGGCCAGGUGUCGUAGCCUGGUUGAACUCUCGCCCCGGCCGCCGGACGCAACGCCGCGGGCCUCCCCACCAUUUCUCUCUCCCCGCCUUUGCAGAUACGGUUCAAACCCUGGCGACCCAAAGCAGCAUAUUUCCUCAGUAUUCCAACGUGGGGACCAGCCCAAUUCUGUUUCCAUGGCAAGAGAGGGACUCCAAACAGCUCGGAACCCUGGCGCUCAUCUCCAGCCAGCGCCGCCUCGCGUGGGAGCUCUCAGAUGUUCAGAAGGAACGUCCAUUUGGAACCACUCAGGAAAAGAAAAUUUUCCCCUUUCAUCAUGCACCAGACCGAUUAGGUAAUGAGUUUGCACCAAUUAUAGGUGAUCCUGAUCGUGGACCAGGAACAUAUAAUCAUGCAGAGAGGAACAAUCUUAUAUAUAACUUGGCUCAAAGACCACAGAGUAUCAAGGGUUACAGCAUGGGAGCAAGAACAACACCACGUUUUGUGAUAAUAAACAAGCAUGUGACCCCUGCUCCUACAACAUAUCAGUCAAUAUGGAUCAAAGAACACAAGCAUAAGACUGUUCAUUUCCCAUUUCUCAGCAAUGUACCACGGUUUUUAGAGCAGGUUCAAGAUAGAGAGCUCUUUCCCGGACCUGGAACUUACAACCCAUACAAGUUGCCACACAGACAUGUCAGUUGGCCAGGGAAGUUUGGUCCCCCAGACUGGUCUUUGGUUCCAAUGCCACAGAGAAGAACUUUCAGAGCCGAGCUGCUUUCUGAUAAAGAAUUCAAGAAAUAUCGGAAUCUGGUGGCCUACCUGAGCAUAUAUUACAGUGAUUAAUUGGCUGAAGAUAUUUCCUCUCCUACAUGCUUAGACCAUUAAUUUACUUUUUACUUUUACUUCUAAUGAACAUUUUAAUUAAUAUGUUACUUGGAUUCACAUACUAUUUCAUAAAGAAUUUCUUUGUUAGCCUUUUAAAUGCUUCUAUUUUCCUAAUGCUCUCCACUAUUUCACUAUAAAACAUUUAUUAUUUGGAAGUUGCUUCAAAUGUAGGAAUUUGGAUUUUGCCAACAGCCACACCUGUUAAAAUGUUUCUGGUUUUGAACAGUUUAGUUAGAAAAAAGCUUAAGAGAAAUGCAGAUUUUCAAAGUAUAAUCUCUAUUGAUAUAUCAGUUUGAGAGUUAAGGUAGUAAUGCUCACAAAAGUCAUGCCAAAUUCGAGAAAUUAUUAUGGGAUCAAGCAUGUAUUGAUUAAAACCUAAAAUUGCAAAUAUUUUGUCCUGCUACUCCAUUGCACUGGCCAGUGUCUUUUUUUAAAUACAAAGGUAUUAGAAGUAUGUGCCAUAUGAUCUGCUGCAGAUGAUACCAUUUCUUGCACUGCAUAUCCUGCAUGUGACUCAGAAUGGAACUUUUAUGGAAUAUAUAUGCAAGUAUUUCAGCACAAUGUUCUUUUCUCUCUGCUGCUGCAGAGAAAACAAACUUAAUUAAUACUGAACAAGAAACAGAGAUUUCCCAUUUGAGGAAAGACUUCUAUGCUAAAUUCUUGUAGGAUGCUUUUCACUCAACCUGAAUUGAGCUGUAGCUUUUAUAGUUAGGAACUAGAUUUGUACCAUGCAAACUUUUACCUUCUGUACUCUGCAGUAUGAGAGAAAACACAUGAGUAAUAAAAUAAAACGUAUUACAAUUUCUAGUCAGUUUUAUGAGAUAAUAUACCAAACUGUCAUAGCAGACAAUUGCUCUGCUGAUGUAGCAGGAUACCUAAGUACUUUUCUGCACACCAUUGUAUAAAAAGUUUUCUUUAAGUUCCUCUUAUGCUUGAUUUCUCAAAAAAUUAGAUUUCAUUUAGAAGUUUCAUAUAAAGCCUUAUGGAAUCCAUUGUGUGUCUUGUAAACCAGCAGCUUUAGAUUAGAAGGUAUACAAAACCACUUGUACAAAAUAGAAAUAAUUUAUAGAUUGCCAAAUUUCAGUUUCAAUCCUACAGUAGCCUUCCCAUUCUAGUGUGUUUUAGAUAUUGAUUAUGUAAUUCUCAUAACCCUUGCCCAUUCAUCAAGGAUACUUUGGUUCAAAUUUUGUAAAAUAUACCACACUAGGAAAACAUCUUUACAGCAUAAAUCCUGCCUCUCUCUAUCCAGUCAUCCACUUAUUGAAGUAAUUGGUAAUUUACUGUUAAUAACCAAACAUCUGCAAACAUAUUACAGUAAAAGAAACUUAGCAACUGAUUGAGUCAUUGAUUUAUUAAUAUUUUUUUCAAAGAAAUACAUUACCUGAACAGGAAAAAAUAGACGACUUGUUAGUCUUCCAUUGAAUGUUAUUUUAUUUCUUUCA